Dermacentor albipictus is the source of this 6062-nucleotide messenger RNA. RefSeq names its product phospholipid-transporting ATPase ABCA3-like. The record is from RefSeq and is a predicted model, not a curated record. Gene Ontology annotation, biological process: transmembrane transport; lipid transport. Lineage: Eukaryota; Metazoa; Arthropoda; Arachnida; Ixodida; Ixodidae. Gene Ontology annotation, molecular function: ATP hydrolysis activity; lipid carrier activity; ATP binding. Gene Ontology annotation, cellular component: intracellular membrane-bounded organelle; membrane.
CGCUCGUGGACCGUUCACGGGCUGCUUCACGCGCUCAUUCUAGAACGCUCGACCGGACGUAGAAGAUGCCCGUAGGUUCCUCUGCAGCAGCUGCAACUGCUCCGCAGCCAACCCAAGCCCCUGCAGAUGCCGCGGUUGGCGUACCGAAAGGGGCUGCCGCUGAAGCGGUUGCCAAAGACGAUUCGGCCUUGGGAACACCAGGGCUCUACCGUGGCGCGUCCCCCUGGCGGCAGCUUCUGAUGAUGCUGUGGAAGAGCAUCUACCUGAAGCGGCUGGUGCGCCACUACAUGACCACGCUGCUCGAGAUUGUGCUGAUGGUGGUGCUGCUGCUGGGCAUCCAGGAGGACGCCGUGGUGCGCGAGCCGCUCCUGCGCAGGGGAGACACCCACUUCCGGCCCAUCCACACCUACUCGUAUUGGAACACGCAGCGCGACAUGGCGCAGGUCACUCAGGUGUACUUUGCGCCUGUGGCCAACAAGUACCUGGCGAGGCUGACGCACGAAGCCAUGGCGGAGCUGGGCGUGGUCAACUUCGCAGGUUUCGCGUCCGAGAAGGAACUCGUCGCGGCGAUGCGCCUCCGGAACGACACACCCGUCCACACGGUGGCGCUGCUCUACAUGGACGUGUCUCCAGGCGACAGGGACAGCGUGCCUUACAGCCUGGACGUCAACUUCUUCGGAGGCCGCCUGCCAUUCGACGCGCGCGUCGACUAUCCUCAGCGCCUGUUGUCGCAGCCCGAGGGACCGUCGUCAGAAGGACGAUUUCCCGAGAUGAACACGCUGCUGCCGAUCAUGGGCGCGCUGCAGCAGCGCCACCUCGAGUACCAGGCGCUGCGGCGCAAUCGCACCAUGAGCCGGCUGCACCGCGUGGAGCUGCAGCGCUUCCCGUACCCGGCCCACAUCGAGCACAAGGACACCAAGAACUACGCGCUCGUGCUGACGCGUUUCUGCGUCGGCAUGCUGGUUCCCUUCGCCGUCUUUGUCGCGCGACUCAGCGAGGAGAAGGCGACUGGUAUGAAAGAGAUGCUGCGUGUGAUGGGCCUCAACGACUGGGUCUACUGGGUGAGCCAUUACAUCAACGGCUUCUUCAUGCACCUGAUCAUCGUGACCCUGAUGCUGCUCUUCCUGUGCGUCAAGCGGAACGAGGAAGGUCGGGCCUUCAUCCAGUUCAGCGACCCGCUGCUGGUGUUCUGCAUACUGAUGUGCUUCUGCAGCUCGUGUCUCAUGCACGCCACGCUGCUCUCCAUGUUCUUCUCGAGCCCACACACAGCAGUAGCCGCCGCCCUGUUGUACUGGACCUUCAGCUGCCUCAUGCCGUUCCUGGCGCUCGAGAAUGCCGGUGGCCAGGGCUACCACUUCAUCAAGCGCAGCCACAAGCUUGCGACGGCCGUCUUCCCUGGCAUGAGCCUGCACUGGAGUUUCCGCGUGCUGGAGCGCUUCGAGAAGUUCGUGACUUACGGAGCGAACUGGUCCAACUUCGCCGACCGGGCUGCCACGCCGGACAACGUGACGCUGGCCGAGAUCGUGUUCGUGGGCUUUAUGUGCGACUGCUUCAUCGUCGUCGCAGUCUGGUACCUGGACAACGCGAUGCCCAUAGGCCCGGGGAUCGCCAAACCGCUCCUGCACCCUUUUCGGCUGGAUUAUUGGUUGCCCAGUAUGACGUUCGUCAAGGCGCCCUCAAGGACGUUGGAGGAGAACCAGAACUUCGAGCCCGAGCCAAGGGAUCAGUCGGUUGCAAUAGACCUCGUCCAUGCCAGCAAGGACUACGAUGGCGUGGCCGCCGUUCAAGAUGUCAGUUUGCGGAUAUACGAGAACCAGAUUACCGUGCUGCUAGGCCACAACGGUGCAGGCAAAACCACGUUGCUGAACAUGAUCACCGGGUUCACUAACUGCUCCUCCGGCAACGUGCUAGUAGGUGGAUAUGACGUCAUGACAAGCACCAAGGACGCCCGUGAAAGCAUCGCCUACUGCACUCAGGACAACCUGCUGUUCGAUGACCUCACCGUCGAAGAGCACUUAGUCUUCUUCGCUGUCGUUAAGGGCACUCCCUACGACGGCGUGCGGCUGGAAGUCGUCACCUUGCUACACGAAACUGGCCUUAUUCCGUACCGCUCGGAUCUGGCGGCGACGUUGUCCCUGGGCCUACAACGACGCCUCUGCACCGCUGUGGCCAUUGUGUCCAAGCCAAAGGUGAUCAUCUUGGACGAGCCCACGUCUAACAUGGACCCGGAUGGCCGCCGAGAGAUGUGGGAGUUGCUCCUUAAGAUACGCCGGAGCUGCGCAGUAUUUCUCACGACCCAGCAUCUUGACGAAGCGGACGUGCUGGGCGACCGCAUAGUGGUGAUAGCCAACGGCCACGUCCGUUGUGCCGGCUCCCCGACCUUCCUAAAGCAGCGAUUCGGCACGGGCUACCGGAUGCGAAUCCACAAGCUCCCCAAAUGCGACGUGGAGGGCAUCGAGACGCUUCUGCAAAAGCAUGCGCCCAAGGCGAAACUGCAGAGCGACUCCACCAACGAGGCCGUCUUCCACCUGGGGCAAAUAGUCUCCACUAAAGGCAUCAUCACUAUGUUCCGUGACAUCGAGAAGGAGAGCAAGGCCUUGGGCAUCGAAUCGCUUGGGGUGACGGUGACGUCGCUGGAAGACGUGCUCAUCCGCGUCGGUGAAGAGCACCACCUGCAGCACCAGAAACAAAUGGAACUCAACAAGGAUGAGGCGUCCAUGAUCGAUGCCAAGGAGGCCUUAGUCCACUUGAUGGCGAACACGGUGUCCUCAAACCCGGGGCCCGCGGGCCGCAUGUGGGCGAUGAUCUGCAAGCGAGCCAUUUGCGUCUCGCGGCAGCUGAAGGUGCCGCUGUUCAGUUGGCUGCUGCCUAUGAUGCUGCUCUGGCUGCUGUUCACCUUCGAGGGCGUAGCACUGUACCGCAGCGAAGUUGUCGCCCAACAUGUGGGCGAUACGCUCUCCUACACCUUCGUCGAGCUGGUCGGCAAGGCCUACGGCUUCGCCCAAGUUACGCAAGAUGGACCGUUUUACGUUGACUACGUCCAGCCCUUGUUACACCCGGAUACCACCCACGUAGACAUCCUCCUGCCCAACCAAAACGUGGAAGGUUUACUCCUUAGCAUAGGGAAGGAUGAUUUGCGUCAGUACGUCUUCAGGACGCACUUCGUACUGCAGCUGCUGGAACAAGGGAGGACGGUGCUCUGGUACAACGGCGAGAUUCAGCACAUGGCUCUACUAGUCCUGACGCUAUUCAACAAUGCACGUCUGCGCUACUUAUCUGGCAAAAACGACGCCCUGUUCAACUUCGAGCUGACGGUGCUCGACUACGGCGUCAGCAUAGCCGCCGAUGGCGCGGAAGAGGAGAAGAGCCCAGGCGCUUACCGCGAGCUGCUGCCCAAGGUUCUCCGCUCCAUCUUCUUCCCCAUGGCGUCCAGCCUGAUGUGCAGCAAUUUUGUGCUUUUCCCCAUCACCGAGAGGGCGUUGCAGGUGAAGCACCUGCACAUCAUCGCAGGAAUCGGCCCGUUUCUCUACUGGAUCACCAAUUUUCUCUGGGAUUUUAUGUUUUACAUGGGCACCGCCAUCUUUAUCUUGCCGCCCAUAGCCUACUUCCACGCGGAAUCACUGAAUUUCAGCUACAUUCAACUCAUCUUUAUAUUGAAUAUCCUGCACGGUUACGCCGCGCUACCAUUCAUCUACCUAUGUUCCUUCUUUUUUGACAACCCUGGCUACGGAUUCUCUACGCUUGCCAUCUCCACGUUUAUAAUAUCGUCAUUGUGCUGCGCGGGCUGUGUGUUCAUGGAACACUACGCGGAAACACUGAGCAGCGUCCCCCUCACGGUGUUCAUCACGACGGUGCUGCAGUUCGCGCGGCUGCUGCCGUCCUAUUCGUACUCGCGUGGCAUGACGAAGGUGCUGCAGUUGGCCUCUGAGAACGCCAUCUGCCGACGGGGUGGACAGGUUCUCGACUCAGCCUGCCAAGAGAAGUCCGUCGCUUUCAAGAUGUCACUGCAACAGUGCUGCACGCACAUCGCCGACCCUGACCGUAUGCUCUACGUGAUCGGGCCUUUGGGCAUUCACUGGUACUCGGCAUUCUACGAGGUAAUCACUCUGUUGCUGGAAGGUCCGCUGCUUUUCGGCCUACUGCUAUAUGCUGACUACCACUGGCUGCGACGAAUCGACCGAUUUAUGAGCUUGCCCGAACCCGACAUUGAUCCACGCCUCCGAGCCUACCGUGGGGCGCAAGUCCUGAACGCAGGACUGUCACCCACCAAGCCGGCUUCCAUGCGUGAAGACACGGACGUAGUGAACGAAGACAAACUGGUUGCGGAGCUUGUCGAGAAAGGGCAGAAGCAGCCUCAGCCACCGUCGAAUCCGCAAUCAAUUCAGCAGUCGCAGAUGCAGACGCAGACGCAGACGCAGUCGCAGACGCAGACGCAGACGCAGACGCAGUUGCGGACGCAGUCGAAGACGCAGUUAAAGACGCAGUUGAAGACGCAGUUGCCGACGCAGCAGCAACCACAGCUUCAGUCACCGAAUCCUGAUAGCGCCCUGCCCGCCAUGGUGGUAUACCGCCUCCACAAAACUUAUGGUUACUUGGAAAACAACACUGCCCUGCAGGGCCUGAGCUUCACAGUCCGCGCGGGCGAAUGCUUCGGCCUCCUUGGAGUUAAUGGCGCCGGAAAGACGACCACCUUCAAGAUUCUGACGGGUGACAUCCUGCCGCACGAGGGCGACGCCUUCAUCGGUGACGUGUCCGUCGUGCGCAACGUGUACGAGUUCCAGCGAUUCCUCGGCUACUGCCCGCAAAGCAAUGCCCUGCUGGAUACGUUGACGGGCAUUGAGACGCUGAUGCUGUAUAUCCGACUGCGUGGUAUCCCAGUCACCAAGGAGUACGUGGACGCGCUCCUGGAGAUCUUCAACAUGGAUGAGAUCGGGGCGCAUCUCGUCGGCACGUACAGUGCAGGGAACCGGCGCAAGCUGUCAAUGUGCGUAUCGCUGAUUGGCAUGCCGAGGAUGCUACUUUUGGACGAGCCCUAUUCCGGAGUGGGAAUCCUCUCGCGAAAGCGAAUCGGAAACUACAUCAGCUCGCUGCAGAAGCAAGCGAAUAUAUCCAUCGUGCUGUCUUCUCAUUGCCUUACGGAUGUGGAGUUCCUGUGCCACCGCAUCGCUAUCCUCCGUGGAGGCAAGCUGCAGUGUCUGGGCUCGUUGUCGCAUCUUAAGGAGAAGUUCGGCAAGGGCUACACCAUCACGGUGAAGUCGUACCCGGAUAAAAAGCAGGACUUCGUGUACCAACGAGAGGUGGUCCGCGAUGUCAGAAAGAACUUCCCCGACGCAGAUCUCGUGCACAGCUACGAGGGAUUGCUGGAGUUCCGGGUAUCCCGGGCUCAAAUGCUCUGGAGCGAGAUGUUCACUCGCAUGGCGAAGAUCAAGAAGCGGUUCAAGCUGCAGGAGGUCUACGUCGCCGACACGUCGCUGGAGCAGAUCUUCGUCAGCGUGACGCGCAAGGAGGCCAGCGAAGCGGCCGCUGCAGCCGCGUCUAAGACGCUCAGCCAAGCGGGAACCACGUUGGGCAUCUAGGCGCGACCGGCAGUUAACUACGGCAGCGUCUGUUCAUCUCGCGCCGUGCCAAAAAAAAAUUUAAAAAUUAUAAACAGCCUGGCGUGCGUAACGCGUGCUGAGGAAACUAUAAAAAGCAACCGACCUAUUUUUUUUUUCACACGUUUCCACAUCUAAUAUACGGGACGGCAUCUCGGCAAAAAUUUCCGGCGCUGAGACAUUGUCCUCGAUGCAACCGUUUGGAGAGUGCCCCGCUCAUCCUAUCAUCCGAAAACACAGCACCAGCGGCUAGCAGCGCAAAGAAAGAGAAUAUCCCGAGACAUGUUGCCGAUGGCUUCGUUAACGCGCUUGAAGUAACGAAAAGCACCUGCGACCAUGGGCGAGGAACAAAAGCUUAAAGAACAGAGGAAUUUAGCACUUGUCACACGGUUCCGAGGUGUGUCUGCACAAUGAAUAAGUUACAAGUAAAGCGAUUUUCUGCAGCAGCAAAGUGGUCAAUGUUACUUG